Messenger RNA from Perkinsus marinus ATCC 50983, 203 nucleotides. RefSeq lists its product as hypothetical. Lineage: Eukaryota; Perkinsozoa; Perkinsida; Perkinsidae. The transcript has a single exon. The record is from RefSeq and is a predicted model, not a curated record. The annotation marks the transcript as partial.
CGAAUCCUCUCGUUAAUAAUGCGAAACAUUCUCUCGCAUUUGCCAUUGCACCAGGAACUGAAGACUGGGGAGCAAACGUGCCGACACGAGACCGAACUCAUCGCAUCUGCGAACGCAGUAGAAAUGAAUUGGGAACCGUUAUCGGUAUGUAUGCCCUCAGGUGUAGUGUUGAAUGUUGCAUCCACUACCCUGAACAGUGCUAA